AGUGCGGCGGGAGCCUCUGCGACGGUGGACCAGCAGGAGCCACCUACUAGUGCAUUGGGCUUGCCGUCGCUGGCAAAGAUGCAGACCACGGAACACAUGAAUCGGCCCAUGCCGUUCCCACAGAAUGGGAAACUGGAUAUGUCACAAGUCGUGCUGCUGUCCGAUACAGUCGGCAACGGCCUAAUAGGUCUCCUGGGCGGUGUAGGAACCGGCGGGGGCUUCGUCCCAACCGGAGGCGCAUUCGCCACUAUUCGCGAGGAGGAUGAGGACGGUGACCCAGGCAUAGGGGACAUGACCAUCGGUGGCAGUUCUGGAAGCGGAAAUAGGACCAAAAACGGCGUCUCCGUAGACGACGCUGAUGAAGACCCAGACAUUGGCGAUGCGGGCAUCUUUCCGGCAACCAAAGCCGAGAUUGCAGAGGCACGAGAAAAAGCGCUGGAAACGAACGUGCGGAUGUUUGAACCCAUAUCAGGUGAAAAAAUUGCAGCAGCACCAGACACGCAGGGUCUCAACCAGACCAAAGGCAACGGUAGUGAUGCAGGUGGUGGCACAGUAGGAGAGAAGAAUGGAGUAUCGCAGAACCGACAGUCUACGAGUAGCGGACCGGGUCCAGCACUUCCGGAUCCCAACGCGGAAAGCCGGUCUAGCACAAAAAGCGGUAGCUUUUCGCCACCAAAGGCACCUGCAGGCGUGCGGCCGCCGUCGCUGUCAGCGCGACCCUCUAGCUCCUCGUCCCCGGACGGCGACUCGCGGAGAAGCAGCAAGCGAGCGCCGCCGUUCGCACUUGACAUGCGCAAUGUGGAAAGCGGCGUUGAUCCGCGUCUGAAAUUCCUGGAAACUCUGGUCGGUUUAGUCGUUCGUCCCCACUGCAAAGACCUCAGCACUGAGGAUCACAAGUACCCGAGCAGCGUCAUCGAGCCACACACAGGGAAAGUGCGACAGUUUUUCUCGGCUUUUGUAGACGGUUCCAUCACACGCGAGCUGCCAAUGUCGUUCGAGGGAGAACAAUUCAGCUGGCAUCGAUUGUCGGAACUGCGCAGCUCUUACCUGAACAAGACUGUCGUAGUACAGGUAGUUCUUCCUAUUCCAAGUAAGCUAUCACCUAUGGAGUAGAAACAGUAACAAAUUGUGUGAAGAUAGGGAGUGUUGAGGCAGUAUAGAAGAUACUCAUUUGUUCUAAUCUUAUUUUCAAUUGCAAUCAAUGUCGCUCAAAACAUUUGUUCAAGCGAAAUAGCCCUUUCGAAAAUACACACGACCACAGGAUCCGAGAAGGGACCGCAAUGCUGCGCCGGACUUGAGUCGAAGGCUAGAUGGCGACAUCGGUGAAAUUCUCAGCGGGGAUAGCCUCAAAAUGGUAUGCUGGGCAACCGAUAUAAGAGACAGAGAACAUAAAGACGAUGAAGUCAGACAGGAGAUCGAUACUCUGCUCCAAGACUAUCAAACGCUUAAGAACAGCCUUGCCCGCAAUCGCGCCGACGAGAUCGCAGCCUACUACGGUACAGUCUCUUAGCCUUUUUUUUCAUGUGUGAAAACGCAGCAAAUCAUCGGAUGCAAACUAACUGGAUAGCAAAUCAGGAUUUUUAUGUCGUAUCAUUGAAAUUUUUGUUGUGUCUCCAAAUUGCUUUUCCAAAAUUUUUCUUAUUUUCAGGUUACGAAUUUCAUCCGUCGUACAAUUGCUUGUACCUGUACUCUGAGUACAUAGACGGUGGCACUGUUUGGGACCGAAUAGCUUUGAAGCGACUAUCGAGAAGACACGAGAUUAUGCGAGCGGAGAUCGGCAUAUCUCGAGAUAACAUUGACCCUGGGAUCCUCGGUUUGGCGGAAAAGGAGGUUCAGUUCAUCACGACACGAGUCGUAAAAGGGUUGGAGCAAUUGCACUAUCUAGGCGUGUUUCAUGGGGCUCUGCGGUGCAGCAACAUCGGCAUCAAUCGGCGUAGCGGCAAGGUGCAGUUAUUGGAUUGGGGCGUCUCCAAGUUGCGCACCUACUGCAACGACGCCGCAAUGAGCUACACAGCGUGGAACUGUCGCUGGAUGGCACCGGAACUGCUGAAUGAAGGCAGCGGGGCGCCUGGCGCAGCCUUUAACAUCUCCGCCAUGAGCAAGAAGUCAGACUUGUGGUCCCUGGGUUGCUGCGUGCUGGAAAUGCUCAUGGGUGCAGCGCCAUACUCCUCAGUGGCCAGCGUGGCGCGAGCGACGCCACAGCAAACCUUGUACUGGCUGCGAUCCGGCGAACACGUCCCACCAGCCCCCGAAAAGUUCACGACAGCGGAGUGCCGCGACUUUUGUCAGAUGUGUCUGGUGUGGGAUGUUGAGAACCGAGUCGAGACGGGCAGUGAUCGCUUCGUGUGCCAUCCCUUCCGCAAGCCAAGCUUUCAGGCAAGGUAUGAAGCGCCGAAGCCAGGCAGCACCAGUGGGACAUCCGCUCAGUCGGGCACAACGCAAGCAAAUAAUGCUAGUAAUUUUCAACAGCAGCAACAGGAGACGGGCAAGAGCGCUAGUGCAGGUGGUAGCAAAAGCUCAGCAUCACCCGGUGCAGGUCCCGAUAGUCCAGCCUACAACUCAAGACAAUUCGUAACAGUGCGGGGCAGUGCGUUGCCGAUGGAUCCCCGCGAAUUUUUCGAAAGGCAGCGACAGAGGGGCGUAAAAUUGCCGCCGACGGAGAAAUUUGAUGGCGCAGCUCCCGCAAAAGUGGCGCCAGACGGAAAGGCAGACGCGAAACCAAAGAAACCGCGGCCUCCAGGGGCCCAGUUGGAUCCGGGAAUGCCAAGGCCUACGAGCUUCCACAAUUUACGAAACAACCCAAGAGUCGCGCACAGAGCUGGCAAUAGCCCAAGUCCACCACCGCUUGCUCGCGUAGUGGCGUAGCCUGUCUGUUUGUCGCAUGACUUGGCUUCGUGUUUGUUAUGUAGCAAGCGAAGUCUACGAUUCGAUUGCGCGACCCUACGCACAGUCGUGGAAUCUUCCAUUUCCCCUUUUUUCGUUUCUCUGGAUUCUCUUUCUUUUUUGUCUAGAGAAUUACCCCUGAACGUGAUUGACCCUCAAUUUUCAGUAGGUCGGUGCAACUACUUAAAUACUGACAUAGAGAUUACAUUAGGCCCAUCAACAUGGCCACCUCCUCGUUGUAUUGGAUGUGAGGUCUAUCGGACGAAGACAAAGACGCGUAGGCGAGUAUUGGAUCAUUUGAUGACCUGCAGAUGACGCAAGCUGUGCUCACCUAUUGAUCACUGGGGAGCAUGUUGAUGGAUGAAAUCAAAUUCAUGAGGAGGAGGAGGAUGGGCAUCUCUAGUGCCGCGCU
Messenger RNA from Amoebophrya sp. A25, 3295 nucleotides. NCBI's taxonomy places the organism in Eukaryota, Dinophyceae, Syndiniales, Amoebophryaceae. The record is from the annotation of a GenBank genome assembly.